AUGGCAAAUGGUGUGGCUUUGGCUUGUUUCUUGGGUCUGUUUCUCGCAUUCGCAGCGGCAGAUCAUAGCCCGCUGCAGGAUUUCUGUGUCGCUCAAGCUGGCGGUUCGGUGUUUGUGAAUGGCAUGGCUUGCAAGGAUCCCAAAACAGUUAAGGCAAAUGACUUCUCCUUCAGCGGGCUCCAUCUUCCGGGCAACAUGUCGAACCCUGUCGGCUCGAGGGUCACGCCGGUGACUGUGGCUCAGCUACCUGGACUCAACACCCUCGGCAUCUCCGCAGCGCGCAUCGACAUUGCACCGUGGGGAAUCAACCCGCCCCACAUUCACCCCCGCGCCACCGAGAUUUUGCUAGUCUUGGAAGGGACCCUUGAAGUUGGAUUCAUCACUUCCAACCCCGACAAUCGUCUCAUCUCCAAGGUCUUGCAGAAGGGCGAUGUGUUCGUCUUCCCUCAAGGCCUUGUCCAUUUCCAGAGAAAUACUGGUUUUGGGAAUGCGGUCGCCAUCGCAGCUCUCGGUAGCCAAAAUCCUGGUGUCAUUACAAUUGCUAAUGCCGUGUUUGGGUCGACGCCUGAUAUUUCUGGAGACAUUCUUGCCAAGGCAUUUCAAGUUGAUAAAAUUGUAGUUGGACAAAUUCAAUCGAAAUUUUAG
Molecule: messenger RNA, 645 nt
Organism: Eucalyptus grandis
Lineage: Eukaryota; Viridiplantae; Streptophyta; Magnoliopsida; Myrtales; Myrtaceae
Product: putative germin-like protein 2-1
Exons: 2
Coding region: 1-645 (214 amino acids)
Cellular component (GO): cell wall
Molecular function (GO): manganese ion binding
Source: RefSeq, a predicted model, not a curated record